AUGGUUUAUUUUCUGACAUGUUCCUUUGAUAUGAAGUUCACUUUUGUGUAUGCCGGAUGGGAAGGAUUAGCAAAUGAUUGUCGUAUUUUUAGUACUGCGCUUGAAUCUCCUAGGUUGGAAUUCCCUCAUCCCCCACCAGGCAAAUUUUAUGUUGUUGAUUCUGGAUACCCAACUAGGGAUGGUUAUUUGACACCAUUCAAAGGAGAGCGCUACCAUUUGAAUGACUAUAGAGGAAGACGAAAUCAACCCAGAUCAACUAAGGAGUUGUUCAACCAUAGGCACUCUUCUUUGAGAAAUGUAAUCGAACGGUCAUUUGGAGCUUUGAAGAAUAGGUUCCCAAUUUUGCAUAAAAUGCCUUCAUUUUCAUUUCGGAAGCAAGCUCUCAUUGUGAUUGCAUGUUGUGCAGUACAUAACUUUAUCAGGGAUCAUCAGAUAGCAGACAAAAAUGUAGCACAUUAUGCAAAUCCCAACAUUGCAGCAUCAACCCAUACAUCUGCAACUAUAGAUGAUGAAGGCUCCUCAAAUCAAGUGACCCAAAUAGACAUUAUUAAGAAAAAUAUUGCAAACCAAUUAGCUAUAGAUAAUCAAUUGCCCCCAAUAUGA
This is a messenger RNA of Gastrolobium bilobum, 603 nucleotides long. Its product is annotated as protein ALP1-like. The record is from RefSeq and is a predicted model, not a curated record. The transcript is spliced from 2 exons. Bases 1 to 603 code for a protein of 200 amino acids. Lineage: Eukaryota; Viridiplantae; Streptophyta; Magnoliopsida; Fabales; Fabaceae.